CAGAGACACACACCCGCGAACACACAUUCGCCAGUGACUCUCAGACAGUGAAUAUUAGUCGUCUGACCAGCAGCUGCUACUGGUCGCUGCACGGAGCUCCACUUUGCAGCAGCCCGCCUUGUUUUUGAGUGUUUUCAGUCGAAGGGAUAAGAGGACAGCGUGCAAUCCCUGGCUGUUCUUUUUUUUUUUUUCUUCUCUGUGAGGAUUCUGAAGUCUCUGCUCCUCUUCUCCAGCCCAGCCUUCCUCUCCUCCUUUCUUCCAUUUCCCUCUCUCUCUGUCAUUCUCUCAGCGCUUCGUUCUAAUUUUGGAAACAUGGAACCUCGGGGAGCGCUCUCCCAAAGCUAUUUAUGUCCUCGCCUCUCCUCCUCCUCCUCCUCCUCCUCCUCCUCCUCCUCCUCCUCCUCCUCUCCUCUCCCUCUCGUCGGCCAGGAGGAGAACAGUGCGAGGAUCCUUUGAUGCACCCGAGCGGGAGACUUCGGCUUCUCCUUCGUGUCUGUAUUUUUGUUGUGUUGUCGGCUGUGGGAAGCGGCGAAGUGGCUGCAGCAGCUCCUCUCCUGAAACGGUCCCUUCCAUCACUCCUCGCCGUCCUGCAGGCUCUACGAAGCGACCGCAUUUCACCGAUUCCGUCCCGAUCUGCUCGCUAAAGACUCGGCGAAGGUUCGGUGCACCGGAGGAAGCAAACUUUCUUCUUCCGUCUGCCGCACCGAUUGUCACAUCGUCCCGAAACACCACCGGCCAGGAGCCAGCGAAGUCUUUCUGCAUGAAUCAGGACUCCAGGUGAUGCAGGCAAGAGAAGCCGAUUACAAAGUCACAUUCUGGGAAGCCUGUGUUUCCUCAUUUCCUUUUGCAUUUUGAUUCAUUCCUCAGUCCCAGCGGAGGGGAAGACUUCCCGGAACCUGCAGCUGGGACUGCAAUAUUAAACAGGAGGAUUUUGUCUGAACUGUCAGUGACCGGUCAUCACAACACAAGCUGAACAGCCCCAAACAGGGGGAGCUCCAGGAAACAGAGAGGUGGAGGCUACCUGCGAAUCCAACCGGUGGAGUGGAUUACAUAAUACAAGCAGAGAGGAGCUCUGUAUCGAUUUUUUAAUGGAAUUUAUCAUCGUUUUUAAGCCACUUUAAGGGACCGUUUCACAAUAAGAGCACAAAAAACAGUUUGCAUUUCAGAAGUUUUCAGUUAAACCACUUGAUUGUCUUUCCCCUGCUCCUUGGCUACUCAAAUCCUACCUAAGCCAUGGCUGUGUCUCGGAAGAAGAACUGACUGGCGUUUUCAUAACAAAACAAAGCACCGGCUCUUGUCUUGGCAUGCUGUUGCAUCCCACGGUGUCAGGAUUGUGCGCCAUGUUGCAGACCAUCUAUGAGACUGAGUCCUGUUUUUCUUCUGCCAGCACAGACAGCCAUCACCAGCCUCUGGAGCUCCUGAGUGACAGCAGGGGCUCCGGCGCUGCCAUGCCCACCGCAUUAGUGGAGGUGAAGAGCAGCCUCCCGUCAGGGAUGCAGAGCCCAGUAGGAACAGCAAGCGAGCAGAGAGGAGGAGGUGGAGAAGGUGGUGGGGGUCCAGCGGAAGGCCCAGGAGGAGGAGGAAGCCCAAUGGACCUGAGAACAGAGCCCAGGGUGGGCGCUCUGUCCGGGGGAGCAGCAGUGGACACCGCCCUGAGAGAGCAGCAGCUCCAGCAGGAACUCGUGUUGCUCAAACAGCAGCAGGAGCUCCAGAAGCAGCUCCUGUUCGCUGAGUUUCAGAAGAAGCACGAAGUGUUAACGAGACAGCAUGAAGUCCAGCUGCAGGAGCAUUUAAAGCAACAACAGGAGCUGCUGGCAGCAAAACGGCAGCAGGAGCUGGAGCAGAAGAGGAAACUGGAGCAACAAAGACACGAGGAGCAGGAGAAACAGCGACUGGAGCAACAACUGCUGCUGCUGAGGAACAAGGAGAAAGGCAAAGAGAGUGCCAUUGCCAGCACAGAGGUAAAGCUAAAGCUGCAGGAGUUCCUUCUCAGUAAGAAAGAGCCUGGUCCCGGUGGACUCAACCAUUCCUUCUCCCCAAAGUGCUGGGGAGCCCAGCACACCUCCCUGGAGCAGAGCUCUCCUCCGCAGAGUAACACCCCAGGAACUCCUCCCUCCUAUAAACUGCCCCCACUGCUGGGGAACUACGAGGGCAAAGACGACUUCCCGCUUCGCAAGACGGUCUCAGAGCCGAACCUGAAGGUGCGUUCACGGUUGAAGCAGAAGGUGGCGGAAAGGCGGAGCUCCCCUCUCCUCCGCAGGAAGGAUGGAACCGUCAUCAGCACCUUCAAGAAGAGAGCCAUAGAGAUAUCGGUUUCCUCUCUCUGCAACAGCGCUCCGGGUUCAGGUCCCAGCAGUCCCAACAGUUCCAACACAGCCAUCGCCAACGGCAACACGGGAUCGGUCCCCAACAUCCAGACUGAGCUGAGAUCUCUCCAUCAGACGCUGGGGGCUGAUGGGACGUUGAGUCCUCUGAGUCUCUACACCUCCCCCUCCCUGCCGAAUAUCUCCCUGGGACUUCCUGCCAACACACACAUCACGACCUCCCAGAAGCUGUCCACUCAGCAGGAGGCUGAGCUUCAAGCCAUCCAGUCGUUGCGAGGAGGCGGAGCUCUGACAGGGAAGUUUCUCUCCACAUCUUCCCUUCCUGCAGGUGUAGGACAUGAUGUGGAGACUCCACCCCCCAGCUCUCACUCAGCCCAUUCCUCGUUAUUGCAGCACGUGUUACUGCUGGAGCAGGCCAGGCAGCAGACUGCUAUGCUAGUCCCCAUGUACAGCCAGUCGCCGCUGGUUACGGCAGAGAGAGGCGUGUCCAGCGGCAUGCGGUCGGUCAGCAAGCUGCCUCGCCACCGACCGCUGGCUCGUACCCAGAGUGCACCUUUGCCCCAGUCCCCCCAGGCCCUGCAGCAGCUGGUGGUCCAACAGCAGCACCAGCACUUCCUGGAGAAACACUACAAGAUGCUUUCAAAGGGGGCGGAGCUUCCCAGGCCGCCACCCACCCACCCAGAGGAGACAGAGGAGGAGCUAACAGAGACCAAUGACAUGCAGGAGGAUGACGUAGGGGCAGGCCUUCACAGGCUUCAGAAGGAGGGGUCUGACGACAGCACGCCUUCAUCUGAGCGGCUCGGCGUGCUCGUGAAGGGUGAGGAGGAGCGCGGGAGCAUUCACGUCAAAGGAGAGAGCACCGAGAGCGAGCUGGAUGAAGAGGAAGAGGACGAUGAAGUCAUCCAGCUGAGGGAGGGCGAUGAAGAGGAGAGGGGGAGCUACACACAGGCCUUGCAGCAGCUGGGUGUGUUCCAGUCCUCGUUGCCCCACAGACCUCUGGGAAGAGCGCAGUCCUCCCCUGCGGCCACCGUCAAUCCCAUCAAGCACCUCUUCACCACCGGGCUUGUAUACGACAGUCUGAUGUUGAAGCAUCAGUGUGUGUGCGGCAACGCUCACAUCCACCCGGAGCACGCUGGGAGAGUGCAGAGCAUCUGGUCCAGACUGCAGGAGACGGGCCUGCUGGGUCGUUGCGAGAGGAUUCGUGGGCGUAAAGCGUCCCUGGAUGAGAUCCAGUCCGUCCAUUCAGAGUUCCACACUCUGCUGUAUGGAACCAGUCCGCUCAAUCGGCACAAGCUGGACCACAAGAAGCUGCUGGGUCCAAUCAGCCAGAAGAUGUACGCUGUUCUUCCCUGUGGAGGAAUAGGGGUGGACAGCGACACCGUGUGGAAUGAGAUGCACUCGUCAGCGGCGGUGCGCAUGGCAGUGGGCUCAGUCAUUGAGCUGGCCUUCAGAGUGGCUGCAGGGGAGCUGAAGAAUGGUUUCGCGGUCGUGCGUCCACCGGGCCACCAUGCUGAGGAAUCCACCGCCAUGGGGUUUUGUUUCUUUAACUCAGUAGCCAUCACUGCCAAGCUGCUGCAGCAGAAACUCGGAGUGGGCAAGAUCCUCAUUGUUGAUUGGGACAUUCACCAUGGCAACGGCACCCAGCAGGCCUUCUACAGCGACCCCAACGUCCUCUACAUCUCCCUCCAUCGCUACGACGACGGAAAUUUCUUUCCUGGCAGUGGAGCUCCUGAGGAGGUGGGAUCAGGUGCUGGUGUCGGUUUUAAUGUGAACAUAGCGUGGACUGGAGGAGUGGAGCCCCCUAUGGGUGAUGUGGAGUACCUCACUGCCUUCAGGAGUGUGGUGAUGCCCAUCGCCCAGCAGUUCAGUCCAGAUGUGGUGCUGGUGUCGGCCGGCUUUGACGCGGUGGAGGGUCACCAGUCUCCUCUGGGAGGCUACAACGUAUCUGCCAAGUGUUUCGGUCAGCUGUCGCAGCUGCUGAUGGGUCUGGCGGGUGGGCGGGUUGUUAUGGCGCUGGAGGGCGGUCAUGACCUCACGGCUAUCUGUGACGCAUCGGAGGCCUGCGUCGCUGCGCUGCUGGGAGACCCGUGUGACUCUAUGUUUCAGUGGCCUCAGGAGCAGCCGUGUCCAAAAGCCUGCGCCUCACUGGAGAGAGUAAUAGAGAUCCAGAGUAAACACUGGUCCUGUCUCCAGAGUUUGUCUCAGACCAGCGGCCACUCGCUAUUGGACGGCCCCCUGGCUGCUCAGGGCCAAUCAGAGAAGGACGAGGCAGAGACGGUCAGCGCUAUGGCCUCGCUGAGUGUCGACGUCGAGCAGCCGGGCUCCGUUCCUGACAACACAGAAACCAGCAGGUCAACUGAGGAGCCAAUGGAAGAAGAGCCCGUCUUGUAGGAGGAGCUUAAACGAGAAGCACACGAAAAACUCCACAUUCACCUCCUUCUAGCACCUCCUCUUCCUCUUCCUUUUCCUCUUGGUCCGCGGAGUGUGCGUAGGAACGCACACACAGAGUGGCAUUGUGCCGUUGUGGAGGACUCCCAUUGGCUGAGGAGAACAUGAUGGAGGCAGAGAGGGGGCGGGGCCUGUGAAAAACGUGGACGCGUCUCUUUCCUGCUGGUUCGUCCGUCCGAGGAGGAGCAGACGACUUGUUGGCAUCUCCAUGGCGACCAGAGGAGGGAAGCGUCGGGAAGGAUACACGUCUUGUACCCUUGUAUACUUCACCCCCUGUACACAGCACCACUGAGUUCUACUCUUCCACCAUCCACAUCAUUCUUUCCGUCUUUUUAUUCCGUCCCUUCUCCUCUGUUUCCACUGAGGGACGAUAACUGUGGAAAACUCGAAUCUCGUCGGACACCGAGUGGACGACUUGUCUUCUUGAGUGUCCGUUUGUGGCGUCGGAGAGACAAACAUGCCUGGCGAACCCCGGGGGUCGCCGGGCGCUGGAAGGAGGAGUUACCUGUUUAUAAAUAAGCAGAGGAGGAGGAGGAACUAGGUGCCUUUUUUUCUGUCCACAAAAACAAACCGUCCAGUCAAAAAAAAACCACAAACCACCGCCGCAGCACCUCAGCAAACCAACCAGCCAAUCAGGACUGAAGAAACACACUGACACACACACACACACACACACACACACGCACACUGCUGUUGUUUCAGUCGGUCAGUUCAUUUUUGGGUCUUUGUUUCUUCAUCUUGAUGCCUUAGUUUGUUCUAUUCUCACUAUUUAGCAACCCUGAGACGACGACAGAAUCGCAUAAAUAUAAACUCUUCAAACUAACUGCUAACAAUUCUACGUUCUUUCAAGUCUGACAACAUUAACACCAGAUAUUCCCCCCAGACUGGUGUUUUUUUGAUGGACAAAAAGCCUCUAAAGCCAUUGUCGCACGCUAGAAAUCUCCAGUAAAAACCGCCAAUCGUAGUAUCAGUAAAAUAACACUCAGUCAGACCUUUGUGGACUCUGGUAGAAGCGUCUCAGGAUCAGGUUUCAUGGUUUUAAACGUGUAACUAAUGAAACUGCCCCCCUUCAGUCCUCUCACUCUCUUACACCUGAGCCUCACAGCUUUUUCUCUCUGAAGGGAGAUCGUUGAAUUGUGUUUCUGAAACACCACGACGACCCGACGAUCGCCGCAUCCCUCUUUGUCUUUUUUUUUUGUGUGUGUGUUUUUAUAAAUUGUAAAAUUUUCUGUUUAGUGUAAAUACUGUCUCCUGUCCUGUCGCCCAUGGUUACGUCACAGCAGACUCAUUUUCUAUACCUGUAUAUACGUAUAUGUAUAAAAAACACAAAAUACUACUUUCUCAUUUUGUAUAAAAAGCAAAAACCACAUCAUAUAUAAAUAUAUCUAUAUACAUCUAUACAUAUCUAUACAUACGUAGGUAUAUAUAGAUGUAUGUAUUUGUUUUAUCCAAUCAGAUUGGAUUUCUGAAUAUAUUCUAUUUGAAGAUUUGAUGUUUUGAACGUUCGGCUGUUUGACAGGAAGUAAGCACAGGGUCUGACGCCAUCGGACCAGAACCUGUUUGUUUGUUUGUUUACAGUUACAGAUGCUGAGGAUGGCUGGAUGUUGUUGUUGUUGUUGUGUUGCUGUUGUUGUUGUUGUCGGAGGGGAACAGCCAGCUCCUGUUCCUCUGGCAGAACCAGCGCUGCCCCCCUCAGGUAAACAGCAGCAACUACAGAAAGAAGGGGGACGUUAAGGCGAACAGGUCAUGAGCGGGUGAAUAUGCCGGUCCAGUGAUGGUGUGUUUCAGUCUGUUUGCCCUCACCGUAACGCUACAUAUCUAAGUCCUGACUAAUCAGCUCCUGUAACGGUUAUAUUUGCAGCCCCUGAGAGGCUCGUUAGCUCUGAUCCAACAGCAGCAAACUAUGUGUGAUGGUCACUGAGUGGAUUAUAAAAUCAUGAGAGUAUAAGAAAGAUGUGGAGACUCCCUGUGAUGACAUGACAAAGUGAGGCCACUUGCAUUGACUUGAGUGGAGCAGACCUUUCUUGUUCAGUUUUUGUCUCUUUUGUCACAUUUUCUCCUCGUUUAAAGCCACACUAACCGUUUUUCCCACUUGGGGGCAGCAAAAAAACCCUGUAAAUACAAACACUUGCACGUUGUCACCUUCUCCAGUGGAUAUGUGAACACUCGCCUGUUUCUACAUCCAGCAGACGAUUCAUUUAAGCAGGUCGUCUGUUGUAUUUACUCCUCUGUUAGCUCUGCUUUAAAUAGCUACUAUGUGUGUGCUGAGCUGCUAAAUGCUCCACGGGUUGUUUCCAGUUUCGUUUAUCUGCAGUUUGGUGCUAAGCAGGUAGCAUCGAGUGGGAUUUUAGAGCUUGUUGUGCUUUUUUGCAGCCAAAUAUGACGCUAAGAGAGCAGUAAAGGUGCUUUCAGGUAUAAAUGGUUACUGCUAUGUUUGUAAAAAGGCUGCAGCGUCGCCACCGCGGCUCCCAGCUACCUCUGACCUUACCAGCCUGUACACCACACGCUGCUGCUAUCCGCCUGGUUCAGAGCCAGGACUCUGCUAAACGGAGACAGUUGUAGCUUAAAAUAACACACAGGGUCAGCAAUAUGACAGGAUUAACAUUGCAAGCAUUGUUAUCCACCAUAAACACUGUUUGUUUUCCCAGACCGUGCAAUAAAACUUCCAGGUUUCUGUCGUUGAAACGAUACCUGCUGGUAAAGAUGUGGGCAGAUAAGCGACGCAGAGACCGAAAAAUCAGCAAAUAUUGAGUCUAACAACUAACAUUCUUCUUUCCACUCCGUGACUGCAUGGUGUGCUGUUCCUGGAUCAGCGCUAAUGAGCUGUAGGAGGGUUUGUUACAUGAAAUGAUGCUCACAAAUCAAAAGGACAAAUUAAUGUUAGCCAGAAGUUAACAGAAGGUGAACCUUUAUAAACAAGAAAACUACUACAGAGUGAUGCUACGUGUCCACUAGAUGUGUUUUACCUGCAUGUCGGCUGCUUGGUAGAGGUGGGGGGAUCGAUCCAAAUAUCAGCAGUAUCGAUACCAGCAUUGGUACUGAUAUUGAAUGAUACCAGUGUAAUAAGAUCGAUACUUUAGGUUCAGUUUCUCUCCUGUAUGCCAAUUGCAAAAACUAGCGACGUCUGAGCAGCAUCAGUCUGCACUGUGAGGCGUUUAGGGAACAUCGGUAAAUGUAGUGUCUGUCCAUAAGCAAAUGCUCAGCUAGUGAAGUGUUUCCCCUGGAACCAGGUGGGACAGUGUCUGUCACACUUUAUUAUCAAAGACAAUAAAAAAAUGAACCCUGUUUAAGGAGGUUACCCCUCACUUUGUGAUUUCAUCGCCAACCCAGAUUCUUCCUGGUCUGACCCACAGAAAACCUACCCAGGAAUUAGUCUGAUCCUUAAACCCUGUAAGCAUUUACAACCCCAUCUUCAUUCCAGAUGUGGACGACCAAAUACAGCCGCUAACUUUUGUUCUAAAGCUACCAACUUGUGAAAAAGUUAGUCUGGAGUAUCAGUAUUGAUAUCAGUGAUAGUGACUUUGUAUUUACUUGAUACUGGAUCGACACAAACACUAGUGGUGUGCAUUAUUGUGCACCACUAGUGUUGAACUCCUGCUGACCUUCUUCUACAACUAUCCUGCCCCUGAUUGGACAAACGCAUUUACUCGGGAGCUGUCUGCUCUUGGAUUUCUUGCUUGGUUGCAAACUUUGUCUUUUAUUAUGAAAACAAUUCAGCAGAAGUGUUUGUGAAAGCAUUUGAGGUGAGAAAUAAGCUGUCGUAUCCUUGUUUUAGUUCACCAACAGCUAGUUUAGACGUCUGACCAAAGUUUCGCGAUGCAUCGAACCUCCACACUCCACAAUGAAUUUGCAUAAAGUAGAAGUGGAGUCUCUAAAUUGUCCGUAGGUGUGAAUGUGAGUGUGAUUGUGUGUCUGUAUAUGUAGCCCUGUGACAGACUGGUGACCUGUCCAGGGUGUCCCCUGCCUUCACCCGAGUCAGCUGGGAUAGACUCCAGCACCCCCCAUGACCCUAGUGAGGAUAAAGCGGUGUAUAGAGGAUGGAUGGAUGGAUAGAAGUGGAGUCUACUUUAUGCAAAUGAGCUGCGGCUCUCAGAAGGAAACAUACCGCAACCGGACCAGCAUGCAACGGUGCGUUUCAUAUAAACAAUGAAUGGGAUGCGGGAUCUAGUGGACACGUUCCAAAGUGAAACAGAAUUCAUAGAACAAAUGUUACAAUACUCUAACAAACUGCAGCCAAUCACAGCUUUAAAAUGGAGGAUUUUGGUUAAAAGAUUCAUUCAGACUAACAAAACUGCACCCAAACUCCAGAACUGGACCGCUCUAUUCUCCAACUCAACUCACAAACUCUACUGAUGGUGUCGCCAAGUCGACAGCCUUCAGCCUCACUUAACUCCAUUUCCCAGGACUCUUUGCGGUGUUGUAGCUGACGCCGCUACCUCCGGGUCCCGUCUGUUCAAAGCAAUACCACAGCGGUAGGAGAGCAGCUUCAGCGUUGCCAUGGUAACACAGCGGACAGCGUCACAGCUUACAUCAUCCAUGGAGCUCCUUCUGCCUUUUUUAACACGCGGUCGGGUGCCGUUUGUGCGUACCGUUUGUCAGGUGGAACAGAUGGGCCGUACUGAUUGAUCAGCCGAUUGAUUUAUUGAUUUAUUGAGCUGUUUUUCCAGGAGGUUCAGUGUCGUCUUUUUUGUACUAACGUUUAACACUAAAGCCAUUUUGUCCAUUGAACCUGCAGACAGUAAUAGCAGCACCUCACCUUUUAGAGGCUGGAGUGAGUGAUGGAGCCGGACAGACUGACGCGAUUAUUGGAGGGUGGUGUUGAAUCUGAGCUCGACUGGAGUUCAUGCAAGCAAAACGAUGGCGGGACAAGCGAGCGCCGACUACCAGGAGCUGAAAAAAAAAAGCCUUAAUACUUAAAAAAUGACCCCCAACAAGUAGUGAUGGAGACGGUGUUUGUUGAGGAGUCACCUAGGCAGCACCUUGUGGCCAUUAGGGGAACUGCGUCUUAAAAUAUUAAAAUAUGUUGUUUUUGAUGUUAUUAGUUACUUCUGGUUUAUUUUGGCCGUCAUUCUUCUUCAGAAGCACAUCGCAUUCACAAAAGAGUAAAAAUAGAGACCUUUUCUCCUCAUCUUGAGGAAGACGGUCUCUUUAGAACGAGCUCUGGAUCUUGUAAACACCAGAUCUUACUUUAAAAUGUGACAAUUACUAAAAACAAUAAAAAGCCUAAAUUGCCAUUCAAACUUGUAUUUAUUUCAUUGAAUCCAGUAGCGCCAUCACCCCAGUCCUCUUAAGUAUAGCAACCGUUAACAACCACUGAUUGUAUUUACGAAACCAUUACAACUGACGGACCGCAACAAGAAAAAGCGAGUUCCUCCCACGAUCCGAUUAGAACACCUGAACUUGUCUUAUGGCUCUUCUCCAGGUUGUUUUCUCCUGAAUAGAUCCUUGCUUGUGUUGGAUCUACUCUCACACGUGUGUCGCUUUGGAUAAAUGAUUUUGUAGAAUCAUUUUUACUCGCUCCAGAUCUUGAGAGUAAGAGAUAAAACAUUUUCUGUGAAUGCUCUGUGCUUCCAUCCACAAGAACUUCAAAUUCAUUUUAACACCCUCUCAAAUGAAUAAGUUAUUUUAACUUAACAUCCUUGCCACAGCUGAGAAAUCAACAUUUUAUCGCCCCUGUUGAUUUACCUUUCCUUUUAAUUGUUUAGUUAAGAAGUUCUUAAACUAUUUGUGGCUUAAAGAGAAACAACAUCCACCUGUUUUUCUUUGCUUUCAGCACUAAAGCCACAAUGAGAGCGCUGGAAAUGAGCAAAAGUUGAAGUAAUGUGUCGUAAAAAACACCACGUUAGACUAAGAUAGAAAAAGUUGACAUCAGUAUGAGCCUAAUCUAGGAUUUAAUACCUGAAACUGACACAUUUUUAUCAGUUUUGCUCUCAGCGUUCCGUCUUAACUUCACACAAAUUGAGAAUUAGCGCCACCAGCUGUUCAUCUCAAUGCACCAAGCUUUUGUUAGCAUCUUCCCUUCUUUCCUCAAAUGGGUCAGUUUUGUUCUGAGCCUUUUUCCGGACAUUUUCAGUUGCUAAUCGAGUCUAGCAAAGGAUUCUGUUUGCUUUUCUUUUCCACUGAUGACUGUAGCCAAGCUCCUUAAUGCACCCAACUCUUAAGAUCUGCAUUAACAGUAGUAGAUGGAAACUAACAUAAAUGAUUAAGGUGUUUGAUUUUUCAUUUACAUUUUGCGCAACCUCUGGAUGAAAGCCUGCAGGCUCAAUGCAUUCUAAGCAGAAUAUUCACAGUCCAUAAAAAUCUGACAUCAGAGAUCGAGAAGUUUGAAGAUUUUUUUUUUUUUUAAACAGCUUUAAGUUUUACUUUUUCUGUCAUCUGGCUUUGAUCUUGGAUGAUCAAGGAGGAAAAGUCAGACACUUCUCCGGCAUAUUGAAGUUUCUUUUGCCACUUUUCUGCACCGUCUGGCCCCGUUAACCCUCCUGUUGUCCUCAUUUACAGGUACAAAAAAAUUUAGAUUUCUUGUCUGAAAAAAAUCUCCAAAUUAAGCAAAAAAAAAAAAUUCCCCCAAUUUCAGAAAAUUUGCAAAACCUUUAGGGAGAAAAUUCCACUAAUUCCUCAAAAGUUUCCCUUAAAAAAUGUUAUAUUAAAAAAAAUCUCUCAAAUUUGGCAAGAAAAUUCUCGUAAAUACUUUCAAAAAAUGAGUAAGAAUCUUCCAAAAAAUCCUAAAAAGUGAUUACAUAUAUAUCAGUCAAACUUUGAAUAUUUUCUUUAAGAACAUUCACAAAAAAAAUAUUAUUUUUUGUGAAUGUUCUUAAGAAACAUUUUUCUUUUUUUUUCCAACAAAAAAUGUUCAAAAAUUUCACGAAAAUGUUGAAAAUGUGGACAUCAGAAUUUUCACGGUGAAAAUAUAUUUUUUCCUACAUUUUCAAACUUGAAAACUGGUCAGUUUGACCCGCAGGACGACACGAGGGUUAAAAAACGAAUAAAUCCAAACAUUCUGAUCAGCUACAGCCGCUGUGCCCCUUUGGUUUGGACCCCAGUCUUUUGUUUUUUUCUGUAUUCCCACAUCUCACUUAUUAAUUCAGUGAUUUCCACGUUGUCGCGAUCGAUAGAAGUGACGGCCGGAACUACAAAAACGGAACCGUAUCGAGCAGAACUGACCUCUGAGUGGCGGCGGUCGCUGUACAGAAGCACAGAUGGAAGAAUUAAGAGGCUGUUUGUGUCGUCGGGGCUCCAGAGGUCACACAGCUUUACUGUUGCCACACACACACACACACACACCGAGGCGAAACGCACACCUUCUCACACACACUUGGACUAUUUUGCUACAUGAGUUAAUACUGUAUAUUUCUUGAUAUGUUUGAUACUGUGGUGUAAACGUAGUGUCUCGCUAUGGGGAUGUAGGGGGGAGUUUAUUUGGACUCUCGGGUGAGACGGGGGAGGUCCAGUAUCGGUGUGACUGUCACCUUCUCUCUCUCUCUCUUACCUCCUUCUGUUUUUGAGGGGAGACGUUCUCUCUGUUACCUUUCGCUCGUCCGGCCUGAAACAUUUUUUGGGGAAAAAAAGAAAAAAAAACAACAAAAAAAACGCCAUUUUUGUUGGAACUGAUCACAAGCACAUUCCUGACUCUCCUCUGUCUGUGCUGUCCUUUUUCUCCAGAUACGACAUAUGUCUAGUUCUUGCUGACUCACAUGUAUAUAAAGUGCAUAUAUGUGUACACAUGUGCAAUACACGCUACUCGAGCAAUCUAUUACUGUGACUAUUAUUAAUGAUGAUACUCGUCCCUUUUUCUUUUUUUUUUUGAAGUUUCAGCCCGUUUUUAUUAUCUUGUUGUUCUCUUCUUCCUCCUUGUCCUGAUUUGCUGUUGAUGAAUUGUGUUGCAGGAGCUUAAAAAAGGGAAGGUGACUCUUGUGAUUCUUCACGCGGUUUCAUUUCAGGGGUUUGUGGACAUUUAAUUGAAGCCCUUUUUUUUUAAAUUACUCUCACUGUAAUGUUGUGAUGUUGAUCCUGAUUAUCUGUUUCUUUGUUGUUUUUUUUUAAAGUGGGCCUGUUGUUAAAUUUGUCUGGAAACUCAAUAAAGCAAUUCACUGAC
Acanthochromis polyacanthus (spiny chromis) is the source of this 12864-nucleotide messenger RNA. It is a transcript of the gene hdac5, whose product is annotated as histone deacetylase 5. Gene Ontology annotation, molecular function: histone deacetylase activity. The transcript is spliced from 28 exons. The record is from RefSeq and is a predicted model, not a curated record. Bases 1305 to 4715 code for a protein of 1136 amino acids. Gene Ontology annotation, biological process: chromatin organization; negative regulation of transcription by RNA polymerase II. Gene Ontology annotation, cellular component: histone deacetylase complex. Lineage: Eukaryota; Metazoa; Chordata; Actinopteri; Pomacentridae.